Cotesia congregata is the source of this 909-nucleotide messenger RNA. The record is from the annotation of a GenBank genome assembly. Lineage: Eukaryota; Metazoa; Arthropoda; Insecta; Hymenoptera; Braconidae.
AUGAUGAAACACGAUUUUCCAGUUCUGAAAAAUGACAGAUUUUUAAAAGCUGCCCGAGGAGAAGAAGUUGACAAGAUACCAGUAUGGAUAAUGAGACAGGCUGGAAGAUAUUUACCUGAAUUUCGGGAAUUUCGAACCAAGCAUGAUUUUUUUUCUAUUUGCCAGACACCAGAGUAUGCAUGCGAAGUUACUUUGCAGCCGAUUAAAAGAUUUGAUCUUGAUGCUAGCAUAAUUUUUUCUGAUAUUCUUGUCAUACCACAGGCUAUGGUCCCUCUGAUUGGAUUCACAGGUGCUCCAUGGACAUUGAUGGGUUACAUGAUCCAGGGAGGUGGAAGCUCUACAAUGGCACAAGCUAGAUCUUGGCUUUAUAAAUAUCCUCAAGAAUCUUUAGAGCUUUUACAAUUGAUCACUGAUAUAAUUAUUGAUUAUUUAGUAAUGCAAGCUAAAUCUGGUGCUCAGGCACUACAAGUAUUUGAAAGUCAUGCAGAUUAUUUAAAUGAUGAACUUUUUGAUAUUUAUUCAUUGCCUUUUCUCAAAAAAAUCAGUGAACAAGUAAAACUCAAGUUGGAUGAAUUAGGAAUUCCUAGAGUUCCAAUGAUUGCAUUUCCAAAAGGCGCUACUUUAAAUUCUUUGGAACGUCUUGCUAAAACAGAAGCUUACGAUGUGAUAGGAAUUGAUUGGACAGUAGAGCCAUCAGAUGCAAGGACACGUUUAGCAAAGGCAACUGUUCAAGGAAACAUGGAUCCAUGCGCAAUGUACGCAAGUGAAGAGCAAGUUUACGAGCGUGCAAGAAAAAUAGCAUCACAGUUUAGUAAAAAAGGGUAUAUUGCUAAUUUGGGUCAUGGAAUCCUUCCAGAUACGCCGAUUGCAUCGGUGGAAGCUUUUAUACGUGGUGUACAUUCCUUGUAA